UAGCAACGAACGAAGUUCCCAUACUUCCAAAUGGUCGUAAAUCGUAUAUAUGCUUUCGUAGCAACUGCCAACGGCCUCUCCCUGCGAAAAAAGGAGAAAGGCAAGGAACGAGUUUUGAGUUUAAUGAAUUUCUCCCUGAAGCUGCGACGUUUCCCCGCUCCGUCGACAGUGAAGCGCCGAAGGAACGUUCCUCUCAUUCCCACCGUCGCCAUUCUUCUCAGCUGGCUUAGGGACAUCGAAGCAGAAGAAAGAAACAAUGGGGUCAAGAAACACUGAUUCUUUUCAACUGGGGAGGAGCCCUUCCAUCAAGUCAUGCUUCCCCGACACAAAAUCGACGGAGGGUUCAGAGUACAGAUCCGAUCUUAGGUCGGCCCUCCACCUCAAGUCGUAUUCCUGCGAUGUGAGGGAUCUCUCUUUCCCAAACUUCUCUCCCAUGUCUUCCCUGCCUCCACAUCGCUCCUCUAAUGUCGUAAUGUAUGACAACGCACUCUACACCAAUAAUCGGGCCCCAAAUUUGGAGCCCUCGUGUUCGCCUUUCUCAGGGGUACGGCGAAGCCUGGACAUUAAUCACCCUCGCGCUUCCCCUGCUCGGAACUCCGGGGAAUGUAAGGUCGCUGGGUUCGACCCUCUCCUGACGUUGCAGGCCUCUAAUGAGAAUUCCGCGCUAGAGAUGACGGCUCCAAGAGACAACAAAUAUGCAGAUGGAGCCAAGUUAGCCUUAGGGGACAAAAGAUUCAAGGGCUAUCCUAGGCACGUUCCGCUUUACCUUGCUGCGCUUAAAGGCGAUUGGAAGACGGCUAAGGCUUACCUGCAAUGGCACCCCACGUCGAUUCGUGCUUACAUCACAAGGGGGCUAGAAACUGCGCUUCACAUUGCAGCUGGCGCGAGGCACAUUGUGUUUGUUAGGAAGCUGGUUAAGAGGAUGACGGCAGAUGACUUGGCCCUGCAGAACAAGGUAGGGAACACUGCGCUGUGUUUCGCUGCAGUCGCUGGUGUCACGGAGAUCGCCAAAGUGUUGGUGAACAAGAACAGAAGCUUGCCACUACUUAGAGGCAGUAAAGGAGCGACGCCUCUCUACAUGGCUGUGCUUUUGGGGAAAAGAGAUGUGGCUUGGUAUCUUUACUCUGUUACAGAAGACAGUGCUCUUUCUGGAGAGGAUCGAAUUGGACUUCUUGUGGCUGCUAUCACAUCCGAUCUAUUUGCAUUUGUUUCCACCAGAUCUAGCUUUGGCACUGCUCCGUAACCAUCCUGAAUUAGCUACAACUCGAGAUGCAAAUGGCGAAUCAGCUCUUCAUGUGUUGUGCCGAAAGCCAGGUGCAUUUUACAGUGGAACUCAAUUGGGCAUUUGGAGGAGAUGCAUCUAUUCAUGUUAGUUGCACCUUCCAAGUUCUGCACUAUUUACACAUAUCAUUGUUCUACUAUCAGUAAGAUGGCUUAUGUGGCCCCCUGUGAUGAUGCCAUGGUGAUCAUGUUCCAGUAAUUACGUUCCCAGGAUUAUCGAUUUGCAUCCCAAAUUGGAGUAGUUUCCCCAUUAAAACAAUGUGAAUUCCUCUAAUUGAAGGUCAGAAAUGCUUUAGAUGCUUAAUAUUUCUGAGUAUUACUUCGUGGAAUGUUGAAGGUAUCCAGGUGCCAUUUAUGGGGUCCUCUGGUUCUAUGCAAGAUGAUCGUCUAGGCCGACGUAUUCUCCGAGCGAUAGGAAGAAGUGUCGCUCAUCUUGUCCCAGAUGCAAAUUUGAUAUACUACAUGAAGCUCAGUCACACUCAAGCCCUUGAGCUGGCAAAGCGACUUUGGGAUCUGAUAUUGCAUCUAGACAAUGCGAGUGUUAAAGAGUUCAUCAGGACACCCACACGGCUGCUUUUCACAGCUGCAGAGCUCGGAAUGGUAGAGUUCUUAACCAUUCUGAUUCGCUCCUAUCCUGACCUGAUUUGGAAGGUUGACGAACAUUCUAGAAGCAUAUUCCACACGGCAGUGGUGCAUCGACAAGAAAAGGUCUUCAGUCUUAUCAAUGAGAUAGGAGCACUGAAGGACUUUAUAGCUAUUUAUAAGGAUGAAGAGAACAAUAACAUGUUGCACUUGGCUGGGAAGCUUCCCCAUCCAAGUCGACUGAACACGGACAAUGGUGCAGCUUUGCAGUUGCGACGUGAGAUAUUAUGGUUCAAGCAGGAAGUGGAGAAAAUUGUGCAACCGCUAUAUAGCGAGAUGAAGAAUGCAGAUGGGAAAACUCCUCACGAUCUGUUUGCAACAGAACACAAAAAACUGGCAAGAGAUGGGGAGAAGUGGAUGAAGGAAACUGCAUCUUCCUGCAUGGUCGUCGCAACCCUCAUCACCACCAUGAUGUUUGCAGCGGCUUUCACUGUUCCUGGUGGAAACGACCAGGAUACAGGCAUGCCCCUUCACCUCCACACCAAGUCGUUCUUGAUCUUUGUUAUAUCCGAUGCACUUGCUUUGGUCUCUUCGGCGACAUCCAUCUUGAUAUUCCUGUCCAUGCUGACCUCACGAUAUGCUGAAGAGGACUUCCUCUCCUCGUUACCAAACAAGCUGCUCACCGGGCUUCUCACCCUUUUCAUCUCCAUCGCCACCAUGAUGAUGGCCUUCAGCUCCACCCUUUUCAUGACCCUUGGCUAUAGUUAUACAUGGACUACUGUGACCAUCACAACCGUUGCUUGUGUCCCUGUCUUGAUGUAUGCUUUCCUGCAAUUCCGUCUCGUCGCUGACAUCAUUAGUCAUUCUUAUACCACCAGUAUCUUCUUCCACCCUAGAAACUGUUUGCUGGGCUGAUAAGAGAAAACAAUAAGCACCAUUUUUUAACAUCGCCCAUCAAAUAUGACCAUCAUUGUAAAGGUUUAUACAAUGUAUAUAACAAUUUUGAUACAAGUACAUAGAGACACAAAUUCAGCCGAGUCAUGGUGUUCAUCUUCCCUUCUUUGCUCCAAACAACAUCUUUUGCACACAAGAAAUUCAAGGCUUCCAUUAAGCUCCGAUCCUCUUUCUGCUCCAGCUUCAUUUGGUGUUCUCCAUCUUCUCUUAGUGCUUACAGGCUAUAAGCUCUAUAAUCAAGUAAACUCCUUGCUGCCUUUCAAGCUUCAAACUCAAGCUCUUUUUUGGCUUCAAAUUUCUGACUUUCUUCCACAGCUUCGUCUUCCUCAGCACGUCGGCGA
Linum tenue is the source of this 3158-nucleotide messenger RNA. The record is from the annotation of a GenBank genome assembly. NCBI's taxonomy places the organism in Eukaryota, Viridiplantae, Streptophyta, Magnoliopsida, Malpighiales, Linaceae.